Messenger RNA from Physcomitrium patens, 3687 nucleotides. The record is from RefSeq and is a predicted model, not a curated record. NCBI's taxonomy places the organism in Eukaryota, Viridiplantae, Streptophyta, Bryopsida, Funariales, Funariaceae.
CCGAACCUGCUAAAACAGUCGUCAACGUGAAUUGUCAGCAAGAUUGAGGAUCAGUCUUGGUUCCAUUUCUCGGGGUCGCAAUUGUGCGGGGGAGCUCUGUUCUUGUGAAAGAUGUGCAAUCCGUCUGGUGUUGUGGAACUUUGGGUUGAUCGUAGAAUGGACGGUGCGGUAGAGUACGUUGGGUUUGGGGUUGCUUUCUCUUGUUGCUAAGUGGGUUUAUCGAUUUAUGUGUCUUUGAGUGAAUGUUCAUGUAUAUAGUCGUGUUUUUCUUUUUUUGUAUUAUUAUUAUUAUUAUUACUUAAGUUCAGAAAUGUUGAAUGAGGUGGAAAGUUUAAUUGCUGGAGCAUCUUCGGAAUAACGCUUUGUUCGUUGUUGGCAUUCAGAUCGCGUGCUUCUAGCUCCUUUCAUCUUACGUUUCAAUGAAUUAGUUGGAAGAGGGAGUUGCAAACCGCAACAAAAAAGGAGUGACGCGGGAGAUUGAUGGUUAGGUUGAACCUGUUCGCAGCUUUGUGGCUUCAACAAAACUUUGCGUGCCUUUAGGUGCGAUUUAGGGCAUCAUCGGCCUUUUCACUAUGGCUAGGAUAUCUUUCGCGAACCGGCAGGAUCUUGGUCCUUCGCUGUGCUCUUCAAUGACUCAAGAAUGUUAUCCCAACCUAAUACCCCUCCUCUUCUUUGACUUUAUCUGUUGAAGAAAUCUUUGAGAUCCUGGGCGCUGGCUACCGGCACUAGAAAUCGAGCACAAAAAGUACUGUGAGACCAUUCGAAGCAGCUCAAAUAUUGCACAAUUGAUACAGGCAAGUACGCAAGUAUGGAUCCAAUAAAAGAGGGCUCUCAUGAGAGGAGCUUUGGCAGCAGUCACAGCGGGCAAUCAACUGCUGAGUUGAAUGAGCAACUGGCACAGCUCAGACGGGAACUUGAGCUCUUAAAAGCAUCCAAAACUAGAACCCAUGUGACGUCAUAUCCGGAUGAAUCAGUUCGAAGCCAACAGGUUCGGGAGCAGGCCGAGUUGCCCAGGCAGGAGAGGCUGUUAACUAGCAGAUAUUCUCGACGCUCAUUUCAGGAUGCGCGUACUUUGUCCCCCACCUCUCAAGCCAAUUUACAUGCUUCGAGAAAUGAGUACCAACACCAAGCUCCAGUCCCCCACGAGGACAUAUCUUCUCAGAUAGGUUACGCUGGAGAAGAGUCCAGUGCACACAAGUAUGUAAUUGAAGCUCCGUUUGGUGUGAAAACAAUCUCCCGGUCGAUAACCUCCCGGUCGCAGAGCCUCCCAAAGCCAUCUGCACCUCCAGGAGCAUCUACUCGAAGUCUUGCGCAUUCCUUGAGUACCCAGGUAGACAGAGAUGCGAAUACUAUCAGGCAAGAUAGAAAUCUGUUGCGAGAUUCACCUCUCAAAACUGAACAUCGAGAUUCUGGUGCGCCAUCUCCUGAAGCUCUACAGGGUCCCGGAAUGUUUCACAUGCUCGGACAGGAGAAGGAGAAGCUUAUGGCUAGUAGGGUGACCCCAUCAUUCUCGGAUGAGGUGCCUUCUGGGACUGCUGACAGGAUGCAUCCUGCAGCACGGCGUCCCUCCAUCGUUCGCCAGGCGAACAGUAAUCCGCUCUCAUCUGAAUCAAGGAUGUCUUUGAGCACGCUCAAGGCGAUGAAGGGGAAAAAUGAGCUUGAGAUGCCAAAAGCCAGUGAAGCAGAAAUUCCUGCCAUAUCCAACCGAACACGUCAGGUGUUGGAAGAGCUUGAGAAAUUGAAACGAGAGAAUGCGAUGCUAAAGUCGAGCAAAGCUAAAGAAAUGGACAGUGCGCAACAGCGUCUAGCCUACUUUGAACAAAAUCAUGCUGCGGCUUCCAAAGUCCGCAUGGUUGAGAUCAAGAAGAUGAUAAUCAAGAGCCAGGAAUUGGAUCUGGCGUUUUUAGUGGAUGCAACGGGCAGUAUGCAGUCGAGCAUUGACAUGAUCAAGACCACUGUGACCACUAUGGCAUCUGGAAUAAUGCAGUCGUAUCCAGAUUGUAAGCUGCGUGUAGCCUUUGUACCUUAUAGGGACUACGAGGACACUGCUCAGGACGACAGGGAGAUGCUGGAUUUCACGACGAGCUUCUCUGGCCUCGAGAGUGUCUUUGUUCAAGCAUUGUCUCGGGUGCGCGCCGUAGGGGGUGGAGAUGACGCAGAGGAUGUAUUCACAGGAAUUGCUCGUGUCGCACAGUUGAGCUGGGUUGCCCCGAACCGUGUGCUCUUUCACAUCGCGGAUGCACCGUGUCACGGUCUUAGUUUCCAUGAUGGAGUAGGGGAUCUCUACCCAAACGGAGACAAAUAUGGCCGAACAAUUAAUGCCCAGUUUCGAAUCCUGCAUGAAGUUUGCCACAUCUCCACGUAUUUCUUCUGCCACUUAAACAGCAGCACCAAAAAGAUGAUUCGAAAGUUUAGGGAAGCAGCUGGAAGCUCCUUGGAUAUUCUAGAGGAACAAUUUGUAAACAUCAGCAAUAUCCCACACAAAGUGAUAACCUUGUGUCGUGGUACCAUCCAGAAGACUCUGAGCGUUGUCAAUGCACAGAACCCCAUUGUUGAUGUUCAGUUCGUGCGUGAAGACGUGAUCAAAGGGGUGCCAUCUUGGGCACAGGUUCCAGAGCAAUCUGGGGUUCACUUUAGAUGCAAAUGGUACCGGGCGCUAGAUGAUAUGCUCAGCAGAAUAAGCAAUCACAUGGCUUUAGAGGAGGAAUCCAUGGACCAUAUUCAAGUUCAGAUUGCUAAGCAUCCGUUCAGUGACGAAGGGGCUGUCAGAUGGCCUUACCACGCACUCAUCACGUAUCCGAAUGAGUCUCCCCGGUCCAUGGUAGUCAAAAGAUUUAAAACGCCUCUUGGAAAAGAUGUUCGAGAAAUUCACAAGCGGGAGCGAUACUGGGCACAAAUGGAAGUGCAAUCAGUAUCAGCACACAUGGCCAACGAAUUCAACAAAAUAACAUCGAAUAUGAAGAAUGUUAAGAAGGUUGAGUUUACUGAAGUGACAACACUAGAGGUUGGUUCUGGUUCAAAUAUCAAAUUCUACAAUAUGGAAAGCUUGUUGGAGGGAGAGUGGAUGCGUUAUUCCAAUAAUGGCGGCUACGUCAAUACGCUGGAUUAUGCUGCUGUUCUUCAAGCGUUCACGCACUGGACACAUGAGCGCUCAAGGGGUCUGUUGAUGGUUACGGAUCUGCAAGGUGUAAGAAUGACGAACUUGUUUGGUGAGAAUGUGUUUUGCCUCUGCGAUCCUGCAAUUCACUGUACUGAUGUAAUGCGUUUCACUCGUACUAAUCUAGGCGCCGAAGGCUUCAAGCUAUUCUUUGAAACACACAAGUGCAAUGAUGUUUGUGAGAAAUUGAGGUUGGCAGUAGGAACUGCAGGUCGUACCCUGUCGGGCACAAAGGUAGGCAGUUACUGGUGAUAAUUUAAACAUAACUUCUCAAGAUUUGUCGUAACAACUUGUAUAGAAAUUUGAAGUGGGUCACUUCAGAGAACAGUUUUUGCUUGCCACCCAUCACUUCCAGCACUCUUGACGAGCCCUGAAGAUCCAUGUUGACCCAAAAGUUGGUAGAAGAUACUUACAUGACAAUUCUAGCUUGUAGGAAGUGAAAGAAAGACUUGCAGCAGCAUGGGGACUUUCAAUCAAUGCGUCCUUACUCUGCUUUGUUCCAAUAAAAUCCCACAUUCAGGAUCGAUUCA